Messenger RNA from Miscanthus lutarioriparius, 1551 nucleotides. The record is from the annotation of a GenBank genome assembly. NCBI's taxonomy places the organism in Eukaryota, Viridiplantae, Streptophyta, Magnoliopsida, Poales, Poaceae.
AUGGUCCGGAGUGACGUUGAUCCAAGUGAGCCCACUAUACCAUUUCAACAAAAAAAAAGUGAGCCCACUAUACAGGAAUUACCCUCGGGCCUCGGCUAUGUUGCGGCCAGAACCCAACGCAAACCCUUCAAUCCACCGCCGCCAAUGACCGGCGGCGACUCCUCUCCGACCCUGGCGCCGCCUCCGAAAGGCGGGAAGGAGCCAAGCACCACCACCACCACCACCCUCUCCCUCCGCGCGGGCCUCCCACCUGCAGCCGUUACCGAUAGCGGUCAUGGCCGCCGAAAGCAACGGCGGCGGAAGGCGCGCCGAGCUUCACCCAUACACAAGCUCGGUGACGACCUCCUGCUAGAGGUCUUCCACCGCCUCCCCUCCCUCGCCACUCUUGUCCGUGCCGCUUUCACCUGCCGCGCGUGGCGCCGCGCGGUGGCCUCCUCCCCGGACUUCCGCCGCCGCUUCCGUGCCAUCCACCCGGCGCCCCUCCUCGGUCUCUUCUUCGAUGCCCCCGGUCCCGCGCGGGAUUCUAACGCACCUGCCUUCCCAAUCUUCGUCCCCUCCCGCCGCCGCGACAGGGAUCUAACUGCCGCCGUCCGCGUCGGCGAUUUCUUGUUAACCUGCAUUGAGGACCUUCCCGACGAAGCCCCUUCCUGGGAAAUGGUCGACUGCUGCCAUGGAUGUGUCCUCCUCAUGAAUUGGGAACUUUCAUCACUCGUCGUGUUCAACCCUUUGGCGCGGCAGAGUGAGGAUGUCUUUGAUGUGGGCUCUGACGAUAUGUUUGACGACCACCGUGGCCACCAGUACGGCAAUGCUAUCCCUCGCUUGCUCAUCUCUGCCGAGGACCCUACGGUAUUCCGCGUGGUGCUUCUUGUAUAUGACAAGUGCAGGGUAAGGGCUGUGGUCUUUUCUUCGGACAGUUGGGAAUGGUCAGUUUAUCCCUGGGCAGACGUUCCGGCGAGUUCAGGUGAUGAUGCAUGGAUUCAAGAUGCGGGUGGCAUGCAAGCCAAUGGGCAUCUGUACUGGGUCUACAAGGAUCAGAGGUACCUCAUUUCACUGGACACCGCCACGAUGGAAUUCUGCGUCACUGUGCUCCCACACUACCUUAGGUAUCGUGGCUUUGAUGUUGGUGAGACGAAGGAUGGUGCAACUUGCAUUGUUUUUUCAGAUAACCUGAAUGUUGGUGUCUUGAUGCCCACAAGGGAUAAUGAUGGCGUCGAGAGAUGGGUGCUGGAUAAGGUAGUACCUAUCGACAGAGAGCUUGAACGAGCUCUUCGUGUCGGAUUGGAUGAUGGCAGUGUCGUGGACCAUUUGGUAGAUGUCCCUAGUGCUCUGUCUGUUUUUGCAGUCCGGGAUGGCUAUGUGUAUUUGGCAACAUUGGCAGAUAAUCCUCAAAGUCCAUGUUGGUUAUUGUCCUUAUGCUUGGAAACUAUGAGUUUGGAAAGACUAUUCAAGAAUAUGUUUGAGGAUGCUGCUCAUCCGUAUAUUAUGGUGUGGCCUCCUUCUUUAGUCGGCAACUACGGCAGGUUUGCAGUUGAAGAUGCUCCUAGUCCUUGA